AUGGAACAAGCAGAAAUGUCAGAUUCCGACCAAUCUCCACCUUCACCAGUGCCAAAAGAAUUUCGUGCUCCGCUAUUGAUCAGCACCGCCAGAGUCCCCCGCAGCGAUGCAACUAACCGUCCCCGUCCGGCAUCUCAUUACUCUACACGUCCCACGCUUGUAUCUCGAGUAUCCAAUUCAUCAUCGUCUACUCGUUCGGCGUCUCCGGUAUCUGGUGUAAAGGACAAGACGAAAAAAGAGACGCCUACAAAGAAAGAUAGGAGAAUAUCAAAUUCGAGAAAAAAAAAUGGUGUAAAAAACGUCGAAAGAAGUAAAGAAAUGGAGGGAACAAUUGUCAUUGUAGGAAUUGAUUUUGGGACGACAGCCUCAGGAUUUGCCUAUGCAGAUGCCAUAAAUCCCAAUGUGAUUGAAAUUUUUGAUGACUGGCCAUGUUGGCAAGGAUAUCUGAAAGCGUCAACUAGUAUCCUGUAUGAUUCAAUCACAGAAACAGCAGUGCAAUGGGGCGAAGAAGCUCAGGCGUCAUUGAUACGGAAAAGACGUCGACUGAUGGGUUCAAUGGAUACUAAUUUCAAGGAACUUGAAGCGUUCAAGAUGAAUAUUGUCAAGGAUGGGGAGGAUGCCUUGGAAGUAUGGAAGAAGGCAGUCGUGGACUAUCUGACAAAUUUUGGAACGAUACUCCAACAGGCUCUACAGGCGGUCUAUCCAUCUCUAUCUUUAGCUAAAAAUGCUUCUAUUAUACUGUCUAUCCCGUUGUUCUUUUCUGCCUCUGUCCAAAAACUCCUUUGCGAAUGCUUUGAGCAGGCCCUCUCAAUCCCUUCCUCGAACCUCCGCUUUGUUUACGAAUCAGCAGCAUCAGCCGUAUACUGCAUGCGGUUACUCCAUGGCCAUCACGAAGACGUCGGGUGCAAAUUCCUUGUUGUAACGUGUGGGGGUGAAACGGUACAAUUGACCGUUAGGCAAUUAAUAGGAAAUGACAGAUUAAGAGAAUGCACAAUGCAGACAGGCGAAAUAUGUGGAGCAAUGGAGGUUGAGAAGGAAUUUGAGGCUUGGUUUGGCAAACUUGUUGGAAUCGAUGGAUUGACCAAGUGGAAGAAAGAGUAUUACGGACAGUGGAAAUAUCUUUUGUAUGUUUUUAUCAAGGAAGUUAAAUACGAAUUUACUGGCAUCGAAGAAAAUUUUCGGCCAUUCCGAUUAGAUAUACUGGAACUUUGUCCCAAUCUCAGAUAUCUCGUCUCUGAGCCUUACCUCUCCCAACUCAAAUCUGUCGAAUGGAUUGUAGACGUUACUUUUGAUGUCGCUAAAUCUUUCUUUGACCCUAUUGUCGAUAAGAUUAUCAAGUUGAUAAACGAUCAGGUUAUUCAGUGCGAAAAGUUGGACGUUAUGUUUAUCGUUGGCGGGUUUGCGAAUAACGAAUAUUUGGUUAGGAGGAUUAAAAAAGAGUUUAAAGACAAGGUGAAGAAAAUUACAGUUCCGGCUCAGCCGAUAGCUGCCGUACUAAAAGGCUCGGUAUUCUAUGCCCUUGAUCCAAGUUCGGUGGAAACACGCGUUUUACCUUUAACAUAUGGCAUUUGUUCUCCCACACCAUAUUCACCAUCUCUUCACUCGUCCUAUCACGUUGGUAAUCCCCCUGAGACAGUCCCUCUGUUUAGAACAAUAGUUCCAAGAGGUCAACAACGCAUAAACGCCAUCUAUUCAACAACGGUUAAGGUGGAUCCGGAACAAGAAGAACUCAAAGUGAAGAUAUAUACUAAAAAGGAGGAAACGCAAACGGACGACUCACUCACAUGUACGGGCGGGCCGUCCAAAACCGCGGAGAAUGUGCCGUAUUUUGAUGAGGACGAGGUUCAGUUGUAUGGAACUCUUACUGUGGGACUUCCAGAUGUAGAGUACUUAGACAGAGAGAUUAGAGAGAUUAAUAUCCAGCUAUCCGUCGGUGACAUUAAGUUGUCAUCAUUGAUGGUUAAGAAAGUUGAUCAGUAUUUCGAUGAAUUAUUGUCCAAGAUGGAGGAAAAAAGUCCUCCAUACCAACAUUAUGGCGAUGUCGAAGGAGUACCUAUCAGAACAGACUCUGGUAAUUACAUUCAAGUACAGAUUAUAUAUCAUCUUGGACAUUGCUUUCUUGGCUAA
Paraglomus brasilianum is the source of this 2127-nucleotide messenger RNA. The record is from the annotation of a GenBank genome assembly. Lineage: Eukaryota; Fungi; Glomeromycota; Glomeromycetes; Paraglomerales; Paraglomeraceae.